GUUGUUGUGUUGUGUGUCUGCAUCCGUCUCGUCGUCUUUCUUCCUUCGUGCUCCUUUCGCUGGCUCCUUGGGCUGUCAGCUACGUAGUCGGUCGGCUCCUCACCGCGGUCCGGUACCAUCAUCAGCAUCAGCAUCAUCAUACCUAGCCGUCAUCAUCAUCAUCAUCCGACGCGACGCGCGAUCAACGAUGUGAUGGCCGGGAACAAGGACAAGGAGGUCCGCCGACGUCGACGUCGCCGGCCCCACAGCAGGUCUCCACGCGCUUGCGCCAGCUCCACGUCCACGCCCACCUUGCACCCGCCGACAAUCACCACGCCGACCGCCAGGGAUACGCUUCCAUCCCGCUUGUCCGCGCGCGAUCAUUGCGCGAUGGAUGGAACGCGGGCACGGGGCACGGACACGGGCGGUGCGGGCGCUGGGUCGAAGUUUGGCUGGCACGAGCGCGGAGGGCGGACGUCCGGCACGUGUUUUGCGUGGAGCUGUUCUGUGCCGAUCGCAAUGAUUGAUGAUGAUGAUGAUGAUGAUGGUGAUGGUGGGAGUGGGAGUGUUUGUGCGCGGUGUCUAGACGGGCCUGUGAUGGUUGGUGCUGAUGGUGAUGGGCUUUGGACUGGUCGGGACGUGAUGAAGCUCGGCGUCGACGAGUCGUUCUUGUCGUCGUUCUUCAACCUGUUCGCUGAUCUGAAUACGAAGUAAGAGCAGGUCCCUGCCUGACUACUACUCAUACCUACACGGACACGCAUGUCAAGUGGGAGAACCGCAACCGCUCCCGCUUCCGCGCCCGCUCCCGCAACAGCCGCGCUGCCACGGCUGCGGCCCCGUCUGGCCAU
Molecule: messenger RNA, 827 nt
Organism: Aplosporella prunicola CBS 121167
Lineage: Eukaryota; Fungi; Ascomycota; Dothideomycetes; Botryosphaeriales; Aplosporellaceae
Exons: 1
Coding region: 193-693 (166 amino acids)
Source: RefSeq, a predicted model, not a curated record